Molecule: messenger RNA, 1932 nt
Organism: Dovyalis caffra
Lineage: Eukaryota; Viridiplantae; Streptophyta; Magnoliopsida; Malpighiales; Salicaceae
Source: the annotation of a GenBank genome assembly
AUGUCGAUGUUUGAUGAGAUGGGCUUUUGUGGUGACAUGGAUUUCUUCUGUGCUCCACUUGUGGAAGGAGAUGUGGCUGCUCCACAAACUGAACAAGAGGCUACUGUGGAGGAUGAUUAUAGUGAUGAGGACAUUGAUGUUGAUGAGCUUGAGCGAAGGAUGUGGAGGGACAAAAUGCGUCUCAAAAGGCUAAAAGAACAGACCAAAAGUAAGGAGGGGAUUGAUAUUGCUAAGCAGCGUCAGUCCCAGGAGCAGGCCAGGAGGAAGAAGAUGUCGAGGGCACAAGAUGGGAUCUUGAAGUACAUGUUGAAGAUGAUGGAAGUUUGUAAAGCUCAAGGUUUUGUUUAUGGGAUUAUACCAGAGAAGGGAAAGCCAGUGACUGGGGCAUCAGAUAAUCUUCGAGAAUGGUGGAAGGAUAAAGUCAGGUUUGAUCGAAAUGGUCCAGCUGCCAUAACAAAGUACCAAGCUGAUAAUUCAAUCCCAGGAAAGAAUGAGGGUAGUAAUUCAAUUGGUCCAACCCCACACACCUUGCAGGAGCUUCAAGAUACCACCCUUGGUUCGCUCUUGUCUGCACUGAUGCAGCAUUGUGACCCUCCCCAGAGGCGGUUUCCAUUAGAGAAAGGUGUUUCUCCACCAUGGUGGCCUUCUGGAAGCGAAGAAUGGUGGCCUCAAUUGGGGUUGCCGAAGGACCAAGGAGCUCCACCUUACAAGAAGCCUCAUGACUUGAAGAAGGCAUGGAAAGUGGGUGUUCUCACAGCAGUGAUUAAGCAUAUGUCUCCUGAUAUUGCCAAGAUCCGCAAGCUUGUGAGACAGUCCAAGUGUUUGCAGGAUAAGAUGACAGCCAAGGAAAGUGCUACUUGGCUUGCAAUUAUCAACCAAGAGGAGUCAUUGGCUCGUGAGCUUUACCCUGAUUCCUGCCCACCAUUGUCGUCAUCCGGAAGUGGAUCUUUAGUUAUUAAUGAUUGCAGUGAGUAUGAUGUUGAAGGAGCUGAAGAUGACCCAAACUUUGAUGUGCAAGAGUGCAAACCUGAGAUGCUUAGCUAUUCUAAUUUAGGGAUGGAAGGAAUGAGGGAAAGGCAACCUCUUCGACAACAAGCAUAUCCAAUUAAGGGUGAAGUUAUCUCCAGCAUGGAUUUUAUUCGAAAGAGAAAGCCAUCCAGUGAUAUAAACAUGGUGGAUCAGAAGAUCUACACAUGUGAGGCUGUUCAAUGUCCUUACAGUCAAAUCCGAUUGGGUUUCUCUGACAGGGCUUCUAGAGACAAUCAUCAAUUAAAUUGCCCAUACAGAAGCACUUCAUUAGAGUUUGGAGGGUCAAAUUUUCACGUUAAUGAAGUCAAGCCUGUCAUCUUUCCUCAACCAUCUGUACAAUCCAAGCCAGCUGCUCCAUUGGUGAACCCAGGCCCCUCUUCUUUUGAUCUAUCAGGAGUUCCAGAAGACGGGCAAAAGAUGAUCAGCGAGCUCAUGUCAAUCUACGACACUAAUAUCCAAGGCAAUAAGAACACGAAUCCUGUUAACAAUUUGGUCACAGAAGGUCACAAUGUUUUCCAGCCAAAAAUCCAACACCAACAGGACAAUCGCAUUGUUUUCCAGCCGAAGAUCCAACACCAACAGGGCAAUCACAAUGUUUUCCAGCCAAAAAUCCCACACCAACAGGACAAUCACUUCCGCGGUCAAGGCAAUGUCAUCGACGGAAAUAUCUUCGAAGAGUCCAACAUCAACCAUAGCCAACAAAUGUUUCCUCAUGAAGGGGAUCAGUUUGACAGGUUUAAGCCUUCGAAUUCUCCAUUCGAGACAAACCAAAACAACAAUAGCUUCAACUUGAUGUUCAGCUCUCCAUUCGAUUUGUCCUCUUUCGACUACAAGGAGGACCUACAAGGACUGGGAAUGGAUGCUCUGCCAAAGCAUCAGCAGGAUGUUUCAAUCUGGUACUAA